Pantherophis guttatus is the source of this 4319-nucleotide messenger RNA. The record is from RefSeq and is a predicted model, not a curated record. NCBI's taxonomy places the organism in Eukaryota, Metazoa, Chordata, Lepidosauria, Squamata, Colubridae.
UUUCCAGGAUCCAACCUGACCCAUUAUUUCAGCCACACCGCCCUCGCCAACAAUCCCGCUCGGGCCCUUUUGCUGAUCGGCGCCAUCUUGUUGGCUUAUUGGUUCGUGUCUCUUCUCCUCGGAUUCUUCUUCUAUCUCUUGCACAUCCUAUGCGGCCGUUUCUUCUGGAUCAUCCGUAUCGUCCUCUUCGCUCUGUCCUGCGUCUACAUCCUGCAGAAAUACGAGAGCGAGCCUGAACACGCCGUCCUUCCCCUCUGCUUCGUGGUUGCCGUCUACUUCAUGACGGGGCCCGUGAGCUUCUACUGGCGAAGGAAUAGCCACAAUACCUUGGAGGAGAAGAUCGACCACCUAGAUAGCCAGAUCAGGCUUCUGAACAUCCGUCUGUCUCGCGUGAUCGAGAAUCUGGACCGAGGAGGCGACUAACGGGAGCGUCACCCUUCGGCGCGGGAGACGGGCAAUCGCCACAUCUCAUCUACGACGAAGCGGAUGUUGGGGUAAAGGACAUGUGCACCAUUCAGCCGUUAGUCUUCGCGCGUAGCUUGUCCGUCCAUACCGUGAACGAAACACGAACGAACAGUAAGAUAGAUUAGCUGUACGUUCAGAGAUGUUCGUCUACGAGUAGAAUUUUAUCUGCUGUUUUCCAAGCGUUUGAAACAAAAAAAAAUUUUUUUUAUAAAAAAAAAAAAAAGAAAAAAGAAAAGAAAAAAAAAUAAGAGGGAGGGAGGGAGAUUUGAUAAAGGCCGAUGGAGUCGUUGUUUCGUUUCAAACAAGAAAAUUCUCUGAAACCGGAUGCCGAUUUUACCAUCGGAAAGAAGGAAGGAAGCAUGAAGAAUUCAACAAGGAAUUUUUGUGAGGAUCACAAUUGUGAGGAUCGGUUUUCCUUUCCUUCUUUUUUUUCCCAUCUUGCCUUCGGUGAUCAUUUCAUUUUGUGCCUCAUUUUGUCUUGUCUUUUUCAUAUAAUUGCGAAGGAAAAAAAUAAAUUAUUUGCGUCAAGAUCCCAAUAUGGUUCACCCUGAAUUUUGAAAGCAAGAUGUUGCGUCCUUCGGAGAUCAACCAGAAGCAUCAAAACUGCUUCUGUAUUUUUUUUUUUCUCCAAUCAGUUUUAUUAAAAACAGGCCCUUUCUUUAGCCUAUACAGAAACACACACAAAAAAAAAACCAGUCUACCUUCCCAUAAAUAGGUGAGCCCCUUCUCCAAAACCUCUCCUGCUAAAAUCUUCUGCCUAUCCACGUUGGCUCAUCUUCUUCCUUGGCACAACUUGAGCAAAAGACCUUGAGAAAAACAAUUGAGUGUCAGUCAGAUAAUAUGAGCUGUGGAGAACAACUUUGUGUGCAUAACGGCAGAAGAGAAGUUGGCUUUUCAGAAUGGAAGUUACAUUUCUAUCGAAUUGACGCGUUGCCUGAAAAAAAAGAGAGAAAGGCAGAAAUGACCCCAAGCAGCCACAGCUUGACUCGUUUUUAAAACACCCCAAUCACGAUCGGCGACAGAUUAAAAAAGGAUUGUAAAAAAAGAAGAAGAAAAAGAAGAAAAGGUGGGAUACGGGAAUCUUUCUCAGGAUUAACGUGGCAAUAAAUUCCAUAACAUCAUCAACUUCAGAAGGAUCUGUGCUUCAUUCAUCUAUCCAAAAUCUUUCCCCCCGCCCCUCCCCACAAUAGAUAAUACGGAGGAGACGAUUGGGUUCAAUCCUUAAAAAAGCAGAGUGGCUAAUUUGGUAUUCCAUGAAAAUUGCCCAAAUGACCAUUUGAGGUUCAGGGUGUAAAUGGUACCCACAAAGUAGUAAACUGUCAGGGUCAGUUUCAGAGCAAUUAACAUUGUUUCCCACGUGUUUCUAACCUCAAAAAACACACAAUUCUUUUUUGUUUGAAGACCUAUUCCACAGCCAGUCAUUUCCUGGGAAAACUGGAAGCUGCAGGAAUAGUUAGCAUUUCCUGGCCUCGUGAUGCCUCUUUUCUUGCGUGCUUGUGGAAGUGGGCAAUUAUUUUGCCCGGAUGACACUCAAUGAUGUGUGUGUGUGUCUAGAUAUAUAUAUAUAUAUAUAGUGAGUUGGUAAAUGUCUCCUUCCUUCUAGAAAAAACAACAUUUUUGAAGGUUGCCACCGAUUCCCACAAUUGUUCCCAAAUGAAGGCUCCAGAAAACACAAAACCGCCGCUUUUCUUCCGCGAUCGAAUUCUUCAAAUCGAAUAAAGAUCCGCGAUCUUUAUUCUUGCAGAAUAAAAGAAAAGGCAACUUGAAAUCGAGAGAACGUUGGUUAAAAUGAAUUCCCUCCUUUAAAUCAACUUUCCCGUUAAGUGGCAAUGCAGGAACUAGUAAAAAGUAUAUAGAUGUAUAUGUAUAAAUAGAUUUGAUAUACACAGCAUUUUGUUCGGUAUAAGGCUAUAGUUGAAAAAAGAAUAUAUAUAUAUAUAUAUAUAUUGCCCCCGCUGCCUUGGUGCAGAUUUGGCUAAGAAAAAUUCUCUUUUAUGUAAAUUAAACAGGAGCACAAAUUAUUGUACUUGAAAUAGACUCUUCUUGCCAUUUCCUUGCAGAGUUUUGAAAGUGAAGAUGACCUUAAGUUAUUUUUUCCCCUUAUUCUAUUAAAAAUACAAAUGUGGAUGGAUUUUUUUUCUGCUUUAUUUUUCUUCUUGUUACUGUUCACUUCUCUUCUGGAUAGAACCAUUGUGGUAUUUUUUCACCUUUGCUCAUCUAGAAAAUACCCUGCUUUGUUAAAAAAAAAAAAAACAGGUAUUGGUAUAUAUUUAUUGAAUAUAUAGGUUCAGGGAGAAAAAUUAAGCAUUGCAGUUAAUUAUUGAUGGCUGUGGUUGGCCAUGGGCAGCCAGUAAGGUAUUUAAUUUGAUUUGUCAAUUCAGGGAAAGAGAGGUGAAAUGUUUAAACUAACCAGCUGCGAUUCUUUUCUUAUAAACCUUACAUCAGUUUUCAAAUUGGUACCAGGUUUUUUUUUUCCCCCAGCCUGAAUUAAGAUUGGAUUUGAACUGUUGUUUGGAAAAACAGUUUUGCAAUGUGUGCCAGUUUACUGUUACAACCUCAGCAAAUACCGGUAAGUAUUUUUUUCCCCCUUAAUUGCAACGUCAGCCGACCUUGGUUAAUUCUAACUUGGAUUGUCCUUCAGAUCCUAGGUAUAAUUCUGGUUAGAACUACCCAUAGUUGAUACUAGUGGAAGCAAAAUACUGGAUGCCAAAGCAUGCAUUGCAUUCUUAAAUAAUGCAAGAAUAUACAAAGCUAAUCCUCUUUUGUAUAGUUAAGAGGUAUUAGACGUGCUAAAAUUCCACUUUGCCAAGAUUUUUACAUUCCUAGGGUGGUUUUCAUUCAAUAAAUAGACCGAUUUUCGUUUAUUAAUCAUUCAAAACAACUUAACAAACCCCCAUCUUGUUGGGAUAUUACAAUGAUGGCAGCUCAAGGGAAAUUUUUUUCUCCCAACCGAGAAUUCCAGUCUUGUGUUAAAAUCAGAGUGUCGUGUAGACAUAUGUGGUGAACAUCUGUGCAAUUAUUGUGAUCGAUUGAGGCACAUCAGCCUGACCAAGAAAUAGAGCAGAACUACUGAAUUUAAUGUGCUUUUUUAAAGUUGUUUUGGGUUUUGGAAUAUUGUGUGCAAAUGUGUGCUAAGAUAAUGUCAUACUUUUGCCUUUUGGGAUAUAAUUAGGGUUUGGGGUUUUUUUCCCAAAGCUGCUUUGUCUUUAUUUGUUGGCUGUAGAUUAUCUCUUUUUCUUCUGUUGAUGAAGGUGACAUGUGUUUUCGUGCCUGUUAAUUUGUAUUUUGCAGCUAAGAUUCUUCUCUUAUCUUCUCCUUCUUUUAAAGAUCUUUAAUCUUUCUUAUGUUUUGCAUGAAACUUAAAAUCGCUUCCUUGAUUCCUUGGAUCCUUGUUGCCAAGUGCCAUGUUUAAAAAAUUUCAUGUUGUAAAAGCAGAAAUAUAUAGUAUCUAUAUAUAGAUAGAUAGAUAUCCCUGGAUCAUAACUGUUUUAUCUGCACUGAGUAUAGUGAUUGAUUAUCCUACCUGGACAUUUGAUCUCCUAAGUAUUAGGUUUUUUUUAAAAAAAAAAAAAAGUCUGUAUGGCAAAAUUAUGUGUUUUGUUUAAGAAAAAAAAGAUUUUGGUGAGAAGGAAGUGUCGUGGGCCUCCUUUUAAUCAAUGAUCUUAAUAAAACCUUAGUUCUGUGAAUGAUGCUGUUGAAUAACUGUGAAGAUUUGGGGAAAACGUUCAUCCACGCCUUUAUUUAUUAUCUGACCACCAAGACCUAUGUACUUUUACAUAGUGAAUUGUUUGUAGACUGAUGUCACAACUGAAUUAUGGUGUGGUGACCAAAUAAAUCUUAAAUGUUUACUGUAA